Messenger RNA from Arabidopsis lyrata subsp. lyrata, 760 nucleotides. Its product is annotated as formin-like protein 10. The record is from RefSeq and is a predicted model, not a curated record. The transcript has 5 exons. NCBI's taxonomy places the organism in Eukaryota, Viridiplantae, Streptophyta, Magnoliopsida, Brassicales, Brassicaceae. The coding region runs from base 226 to 549 and encodes 107 amino acids.
AUUUUUGUGGCGUCAGCGAUAUUUUCGGAAGAAGAGAGACGGAGAGUGAAGGCGGAGAGAGAGAGAGAGAGGCGGAGAUGAUACCGCAGCAAUGGACGCCGCCGUGUGGGAGCAAAUGCACGCAUAAGUACUCAGCUUUUACGCAGCUUCCAUGGAGAGUGUUCUGCAAAAAGGGAUGUGAUGCCGAUAGUGACUCAUGGGAAGAUUGUUUAAGUUUCCAAGUUAAUGAAUUGGUGUAAUAGUAGUGUACUCUCUAUAGGUGUAGGAGACUGCAGUGAAAUAUGCUACAAAGAUCCUGUGCUAAAAGACAGACCAUGGACUGCAGUUAUAGAUCGUUCUCCUGGAGAUGCCAAAUACUCUGAGGAAUGCUUUCACGCAUGUGUAGCAGGCUGUGGUUACAAGUUUGAUGUUGAAGCUGAGAUAGUCAAUAAGGUGAAACCAAAGAGACCUCCACCACCACCGCCAAAGCCACAACCACCACCACCACCACCACAGUCUCAAAAACCAAAGCAGCCUCCUACUGAGGAUGUUCCUGCAACUUCCGCUUGACAUUUCACAUCCCCCAUCAAAGGCUAACACUUUAAACUCCUCAAUUUUUGGUAUCUAGGGAGUAUUAAUGUUCAGAGUAGCCAACUGGUCCAUAAUCCAUUUUCUUGAUAGUUUUGUAAUGGAGUUUGGAGAGUAUAUUAGUGGGACUCGUCCCGUGGAUUGACCCUUUUUGGUCCCUAAGGCAUAUUAAUGAACUUAGAACAUCACCAAA